Molecule: messenger RNA, 1165 nt
Organism: Ruditapes philippinarum (Manila clam)
Lineage: Eukaryota; Metazoa; Mollusca; Bivalvia; Venerida; Veneridae
Exons: 3
Coding region: 88-954 (288 amino acids)
Source: RefSeq, a predicted model, not a curated record
CUGUAAGAUACAGAUGCAAUAUUCAAUAUUUUGAUUUUUAUGUUUGUCUGUUUGUGUAAGUAAAUACUUAUCCACCAUAGGUGAAAGAUGAACAAGAGACCAAAGUUAGAUUUAAUGUUUGAUAAACUGUUUGAAGAACUACCAACAUUUGCGAAGGAUGCCAGUAAAGUUCCUUACUCAUAUAAUACACAAACUGGUAACUUUAAAUAUGAUAACUUGGUUAAUCAGAAAUCCAUGAAGCAAAAAAGAAAAGACACAUCAAAUUUAUUUUCAUAUAAAGAUACUAAAGAACAAUUAGAAAACUUAACAAACAGUGAUUUGAUGGUAAAGGAUUUGCCAGGUCUGUUAAUAAGUACAGAAAAUGAUUUGAAAUUAUCGUCUGGUAGAAAUAAUAACCACAGCAAAACUUUUAAUAAACCCUGUGAUCAGACACCACAGUAUAUAUCAGCAUCAGUACUUCAUUAUCAUGAUGAACAGUCAGGUAUAAGUCAUGCAAAUUGUGAAGAUAAAAGUGUUGAAGGUAAUGAUAAACAGUUAGAAAAAUAUGUAAAAAAUCAUCAGUCAUUAAGUUGUAAUAGUCAAAUUCAUACUUUUGAUGCAUACACACCAGAAAAUGGUCACUGUAAUCAUAUUAUGAACUUGUCAGCAGCAUUAGACAACAGUCACUCCAACCAUGUGAUUAACUUGUCAGCAACAUCAGAUGAAAGUUUAUCUGAUAUUAAUGCAGCUGUAAAUCAGUUGAUGGAACAGUCAAAUCAACACAAGUACACACCAGAAAGUAAUGUUAUGUUUCCAUGGCAACAGUGGCCAGUAAAUCAGUCAUCUAGUUUGUUGUUAGAGAAGGGUCAACAGCUUCUAAAUCAGGAUCAACUAGACUUGAAGCCUUCUACAAGAAAAAGUUCCACUUCGAGUUUGGCAAAUAAAAGACAAGUUUUAAAUUUAGAAGAGAAGUAAGUAUUGAUCAAUGUGUUUAUACAAAUGACUGUAAAAUAUUAAGUUUGUUUAGGAAAUAAUAAAUAAUUACAAGACAGUAUCAAGGGUAAAUAUUUUGAUUGGAUGUAGUACAAGUAUUAGUCAUUCUGGAAAGUUAUGUCAACAGUAACAUUUACCAAAUCAUUAUUAAAAGUUUAAAAGGAAACAAAAAUAAAUAAAUAAAGGACAUAAG